Linum tenue is the source of this 1470-nucleotide messenger RNA. NCBI's taxonomy places the organism in Eukaryota, Viridiplantae, Streptophyta, Magnoliopsida, Malpighiales, Linaceae. The record is from the annotation of a GenBank genome assembly.
CAGAUGAUGAACGGAGUUAACCCUUUUAAUCAUUCAUUUGAUUCCUUUCCUUUCCGCUCUCAUUUCCCCGUCGUCUCUUUCGUGGACUCGUCGGUAGCUUAGCAGUACUAGCAGUAUCUGUGUGUGAAAUCUGACAUCCAAAAAGGAAAAAGGGAAGAGCUUUUUUUUGGGAGCGAAAUGCUCCUCUGGUUCCUCUAACUCCGCGAAUCCACAAUCUUUUUUUCCUACCUUCCCUAAAACCCUACGAUUCUCAGCCAUUUCCGCCAUUGAAGGGUGCUGCUGGUUCUCUCUCCUUCCCCCUUUUUUUCGCCCCUUGUUUUCGUUAUGGGUAAGAGGAGGCGAAGUGGUUCGACUCCCCAUCAUCAAAAUCCGCCGAUCGAUCCUUCUUCUUCUUCCCCUUCUCCCUCUGGUGAGAUGCCUUUCUCUUGUGGAAGAGGAUCACUAUCCCACGGGAGAAGUUCCCGGCUCGAUUCUGCUGAACUGAAUCCUCUUUCGCAAGGGGUGCAAGCUCAAGACAAUGCCACCAGACUGCUGAAUUUGCACUCGUCUCUCUCACAUCAGCACCACAACCUUGGUCGAUCAAUAUUUCUGAAACGAUCACGUCAUCAUUAUGGCCAUCAUUACUCUCGUAGGAACUCUGGAAGCCACGCUGGUUCAUCCUCGACUUCUCAUGGGAGGAAUCACCACCUUUUACACGAUGAGAGACGCCCCUUCAAGUUUGGCAGUCAACACGAAGCAGGUCUAGAGUUCAGGCAUCAGGGAGAUCACAGGGAAAAUGUCGAUUUCACCAGACCCGAAAGGAUCAGGUUCAGCUCAUUAGUAACUGACGCUGUAUCCUCCUCAGACUCGAUAAAGGUGGUAUGCGGGAUCUGCCAGAAGCUGUUGAGGCGAAAGCCUUGCUCCCUCGGUGACUCGCCAUCAUCCUCCGGUGAAUUUGCUGUUGUCGCUGUUCUGGUUUGCGGCCAUAUGUAUCACGCAGAAUGUUUGGAGGGGAAGACGAGCCUCGAGCACACAUGUGACCCUCGAUGCCCACUGUGUUGCGUGUAGAUUACAUCUCUCAACUGAAGUGAUCGCGCGAUAUGUAACCUCUGUAGAUAGAGCUACGAAGGAAACUAAGGUUAUUUAGGGUUGCACAACACAUAGUUUUAGAUGGAUGACUAGAGAGACAUAGGUGGCGUUUGGUUGUUGUAACUUGUAAGAGUGUCUAUGGUGACAGUCUGACCGGCUUUCGGUUUAGCUGGGCACAAUGUACCUUGUAAUUUGUUUGACCCCUACUGUGUUAGGAUUAAAGGUGCUGCAAUGGCUUCCUUGUUAUGUUUAGUUGCAGGAAAGAGUCUCUGUUGAGUACUAGAAUUAAAGGAGUAGCAAUUGCUUCCAUUUGGUUUGGAUCCAGUUCCAUUAACCCAAAUCCCUGUAACACAAGUACAUUGGAAUCAUUUGCCACUACGAACAUUUAUCCCUUCGUAUCUC